Nematolebias whitei (Rio pearlfish) is the source of this 1607-nucleotide messenger RNA. RefSeq names its product mex-3 RNA binding family member A (gene mex3a). Bases 18 to 1589 code for a protein of 523 amino acids. The record is from RefSeq and is a predicted model, not a curated record. The transcript is spliced from 2 exons. Gene Ontology annotation, molecular function: RNA binding. NCBI's taxonomy places the organism in Eukaryota, Metazoa, Chordata, Actinopteri, Cyprinodontiformes, Rivulidae.
CACACUCUUUGUUAGCCAUGCCUAGCCUGCUGGUUUUAGCAGGGAUCAUGGAGAAAAACGGGGGCUACGGCGGGGAUCUGGCCGGCUCCGGCUUCGGCGGAGAGGGUCUCCUGGUGCCGCCCGACGAGGAGGAGGACGACUCCCGUGCCCUCAGGGUCGCGCUGGGCCAGCUGUCCCUGCUGGGGCUCGGGGAAGGCGAGGACGGCGGCGGAGCCCCGACGACGGGAGGAGGAGUGCAGGACCGGAGCAACAACAACAACAACAACCACCUCCACAACCACGCCAACAGCGUGGGGAGCGGCGGGGACGCGGCCGUCCUGCAGGGGAAGAGCAAGCUGUGCGCGCUGUACGAGAGCGAGACGAAGGGACGGGGCUGCAACAUCACGGAGUGCGUCCCGGUGCCCAGCUCCGAGCAUGUGGCCGAGAUCGUGGGGAGACAAGGUUGCAAGAUUAAAGCCCUGCGAGCCAAAACCAACACCUACAUCAAGACCCCCGUCCGAGGAGAGGAGCCCGUGUUCCUCAUCACCGGUCGGAAGGAGGAUGUUGCUCUGGCCCGUCGGGAGAUCAUCUCUGCUGCGGAGCACUUUUCAAUGCUCCGGGCGUCUCGCAACAAGCUGGGCGUGUCCUUCAGCGGCUCCCCGCCCACACCACUACCGGGCCAGACCACCAUUCAGGUGAGAGUGCCAUACCGUGUUGUUGGGCUGGUGGUGGGGCCGAAAGGUUCCACCAUAAAGCGCAUCCAGCAGCAGACCUGCACGUACAUCGUCACCCCCAGUCGAGACCGCGACCCCGUCUUCGAGAUCACCGGGUCGCCGAGCAACGCCGAGCGGGCCCGAGAGGAGAUCGAGGCGCACAUCGCCUUUCGAACGGGAGGCCUGCAUGACCACAACAACGAGAACGACUGUCUGGGGCCCAACGGCGGAAGCAGCCCAGUGGGCAGCACCGGUGGUCUGGAGAGCCGGCUACAGCAGGUGUGGGGGCUGCAGGGGGGACAGCGCAAGCCUCUCACCAGCAGCUACCGCCAGAACUUCUCAGACGCCAUAGUUGGAGGAGGGAGUGGAGGAGGCGGUGGAGAGGGAGGGGGCAUGUACAACAAGGGCAACUACUCCAGCUCCGGAGACAAACCUUGUUCCUAUUUUGGAUCGGAGGGUACCCAGGGCUGGGGCGACCCCGACUACCCCAAACAGGUGUCCUUUUACACCCAGCAACGCUCCAAAAGCUUCGGGGGCCUCCCACUGCCCCUGACCAGACUGUCCCCGGGCUUGGCCGAGCCCUGCGGCGGCACCGCCAACAACUCUUCAGUCACCAGCAUCGUGUCGGGCUCACCUCACGCCCAGGCCCGCCGCGCUCACAGCGAGCCCACCUCAGCCGGCGAGGGCUUCCCGGGCCGCCUGCCAGUGCCGGACUCUCCGCCGGCCAUCGUGCGGGACUGCAUGACCUGCUUCGAGAGCAAAGUGACGGCCGCCUUGGUGCCCUGUGGCCAUAACCUGUUCUGCAUGGAGUGUGCCAUCCGGAUCUGUGAGCUGAACCACCCGGAGUGUCCGGUGUGCCACACCCAGGUCACACAGGCCAUCCGGAUAUUCUCCUAAAGAACCACGUCAGUUUUU